GAGGAGGAGGAGGAGGAGGAGGAGAAAAAAAAAAAAGAAGAAGAAGAAGAAACAGCAGCAGCAGCCGCUGCUGCCGCGGCAGAAGAGAAAGCAAAAGCCGCCCCAGGGCUCGGAGCCGCCGGCGCGGCAUCCGCGGGGCUGCGCGGCCAUGGCCCGGGAGAACGGGGACGGCGGCGGCUCCUGGAAGAAGCAGGCGGAGGACAUCAAGAAGAUCUUCGAGUUCAAGGAGACGCUGGGGACGGGUGCAUUCUCCGAAGUUGUUUUGGCUGAAGAGAGAGCGAGUGGGAAACUCUUUGCAGUCAAGUGCAUUCCCAAGAAGGCACUGAAGGGAAAGGAAAGCAGCAUAGAGAAUGAAAUUGCAGUGCUCAGAAAGAUCAAGCAUGAAAACAUAGUUGCCCUGGAAGACAUCUAUGAGAGCCCGAACCAUUUGUACCUGGUCAUGCAGUUAGUGUCGGGGGGAGAGCUGUUUGACCGCAUCGUCGAGAAAGGCUUCUACACGGAGAAGGAUGCCAGCACCCUGAUCCGGCAGGUCCUGGACGCUGUGUACUACCUGCACCGCAUGGGCAUCGUGCACAGGGACCUCAAGCCCGAGAACCUGCUUUACUACAGCCAGGAUGAAGAGUCAAAAAUCAUGAUCAGUGACUUUGGAUUGUCAAAGAUGGAGGGUAAAGGAGAUGUGAUGUCCACAGCCUGUGGAACUCCUGGCUAUGUCGCUCCUGAAGUGCUGGCCCAGAAACCCUACAGCAAAGCUGUGGACUGCUGGUCCAUCGGGGUCAUCGCAUACAUCCUCCUCUGUGGAUAUCCCCCUUUCUAUGAUGAAAAUGACUCCAAACUCUUUGAGCAGAUCCUUAAGGCCGAGUAUGAGUUUGACUCUCCGUACUGGGAUGACAUCUCUGAGUCUGCUAAAGACUUCAUUCGCAAUUUGAUGGAGAAGGACCCUAAUAAAAGAUACACCUGUGAGCAAGCAGCACGGCACCCUUGGAUUGCUGGUGACACAGCACUCAACAAAAACAUCCACGAGUCGGUCAGCGCUCAGAUCCGGAAGAACUUCGCGAAAAGCAAAUGGAGACAAGCGUUCAACGCCACAGCAGUCGUGCGGCACAUGAGGCGGCUACACCUCGGCAGCAGCCUGGACAGCGCCAGCGCCGGCGUGUCCAGCACCCUCAGCCUCGCCACACCGCUGCCUGAGGCGGCCACACGGAAAGAUUGUAUGUCUCCAUCCACUCUCUGUAGUUUUGUUUCAUCCGCUUCUUCAGGCGUUUCUGCGGUCGGAGGGGACCGGAGACCCAGACCCACCACAGUGACCACAGUGCACACAGGGAGCAAGUGAGAGCGGGGCCGGCGAGGAGCGGGCAGGAGGCCGGGCUGGCAGGUGGCCCCGGUGCUGUUCCACCCUGAGGCACACGCUCAAGAGAAGGACUAGAAGAAAGAAGAUUUUUUUAUGGCCAUAUUUUAUACUGCAAUUCUGAAAUGUUUCAUUUAUCACAAACUGCAAAUGACUCCAGGGGGAACGGAUCUAACAGUCUCUGGUGCUGUACAUAUAUACAUAUAUAUAUAAGUAUAUAUAUGUAUGUGAGUCUAGCAAUGUUCUAACUAAUGAACACUCAUUCUUUUCCCCAGUGAUUUACUCUUUUCUCAGUGUAGGUAACAGUACAUGUUGUAUUUUUUUCCAUUAACUACGAACAUCUCAACUGGAUUAUUUAAAUAGAGAUACUUUUCUGAGCAUUAUUUUUUUUCUUUUAAAAAUUACUUCCAGUAAUGUCCCUCCGUCCAGUUUGCUGGGGGAUAGGCUAUUUCUGUAGGUAGGAAUCAACGUUAACUUUCCAACAUGGGAGGAUUUCAAUGGCAUGCCAUUUCUUACUCCUGAAAUUGGAUUGCAAGUCUGUCUGGCUUUAGCAGAGCUGUUACUGCUCAGAUUAAGAAACUGCUGCUUUCCCUCCUGCUCAGAUUAAGAAGCUGCUGUUUUCUGUCCCAUCCUUCUCCUUCAAAGCCACAGUGAGAGUUGGGUUGCCAUCAGAUGGGAGUCAACUCAUGCUUGGCCUCAUUCUUGUAGUGCUUGGGAUCAGCACCCUUUUUUUUUUUUCCACCCUUUUUCAGAAGAGAGGCAGGUACAUGGUGUCAGGCCAGAGCUGAGCAGAGCUGAGCAAAGGACAUGGCAGAGCAUGGUCUCAUCCUGCAGCUCCUCUCCUUUGAGCCGCUGUGUUAAGAGCAGAGUGGAAGUUAAAGGCAGAUGCGUGGCUGGGAGUCAUCACCCUCUGUCACUGACUUGCUGUGCUGCCCUCGAGCAUGACAAUUUAUUCACCAGUCUGGCCUCAGGCAUGGGGUGCAUCCAGUCCAAGGGUUCCAUGGCAGAGGUGCUGAGCACCCACAGUUCCUCGGGGCUUUGCAUGGCAUUGCUGAUGCUCAGCACCUCCCAGAGUGGCCAAAGCUGCAUAUCAGAAACCAAAGAGAAAAGUGCAGACUUUAAUCCCUGUGUGCCAGGUUUGCACCCUGGGCAGAGGGGAGGGCUGAUGCUUGAACCCCUCUGUAAAGCACUGGCAGGUUCUUGGGUGCAAAGUUCAGGAUCUGAGGCAGUGUGGCUCCAUCACGCUUAGCUCUGGCCCAGGGCUGACAGGGAGUGCUGAACUGGGAAAGUAGGACACAGGCACAGGUGGGGUGACACUGGCUGCCCCUCCUCCCCAGAAGCUCAUAUACCACAACAAGCUCAAUUUACCCAUUUUUAAUUACUGAAUGCAUGCACUUCCCAGGUGCAUCAUUUAGGAGCAGCCACCAGGACUGUUGUAUCACCGUGCAUUAAAGCAGUUUGAAACAGAGAGGAGAGCAAAUCUCCCCAGAUGGGCUGAAGGGCUCCAGGUUACUUCAGCACCAUUCCCAUCUGUGGUUUUCCUUUAAGGAGGUGAGAAGAGAGGCAGAUGACAGAGGCAGGCACCCUUCACUGAGCGCUGUGAACAUCUUGCACCCCAGACAGGUCCAUGCCCCCAGCGGCACCACCCAUUCCCUACAGUGUGCUCUAUUGCCACACUUUGCAUCAUUUAUCCUGCACAGAAACUGUGAAAGCUGGUCAAGGUCAGAGCUGAAUGUAUCAGGCAAUAGUGACUGCUGGGAAAAGCCAUAAGAUACAUUAUUUUUUGUUGAGACUUCAAAGUCCUGCUUCAUCUUCAGUCAGUUGGCUUCAGCUGGAAGAGCCAGGAUUUCAUCCAUCGUACUUUGAGUGCUAAAAGCUGGAAAACCUUGUGUCAGUGAGCACUGACUUUGUUUGAAACAGCCACUCCUCUGAUAGCACUUAGAGCUGUUGCACCAGGUAGAUCCUCAGUUUCCUCAGCAUUCCCAUUUUCAGGGGGCUGUGGCACAUCUGAGUGAGCCCCUGGGACCACUGGUGCACCCCAUCAUGUUGCAGCUGGCAUGGAUGCUCAGACAGAAAGGCUUCAACUUCAAUUUCUCAUUAGAGGAAAGAUAUCAGAUACUGAACUUUUGGGGUUUCAUAGCAAAACCCCACAUAAUUUACUACUGUCCCCAUCCCCUGGUCAUUGCCACCAUAUACUUUUAUCAGCAUUCACAUCGGAGCUCUUUAUGUCUCAUUCUAAGGCUACUUUAUUUUGCCGGCCUGGUUAAGAAAGUUUUAGUUUCAAGAGACUCCAAUCCCAAGAAAUUCAACAUAUUUUGAACCCACAUGAUUUCACAAGCCCAGCUGGUCCUAUUCUAUUCUGCUCCAGCUUCAGGGAUAUAAAUAGACAGUCUCCCAGUUUGGCAUCAGUGGAGUUUCCCACAUUUACAAGCAUGCAACCAAAAGCAGGAUUUGGUUAGAAUCACAGAAUCAUAGAAUCAACUGGGUUGGAAAAGACCUCCAAGAUCAUCAAGUCCAACCCUUGAUCCAACACUGCUGUGGUUACCAGACCAUGGCACUAAGUGCCACAUCCAGUCUCAUCUUAAAAACCUCCAGGGAUGAUGAAUCCACCACCUCCCUGGACAACCCAUUCUAAUGUCUGAUUACGCUCUCUGUAAGAAAUCUUUUCCUAAUAUCCAACUUCCUAGGGAAUAAUUUUGUGUUUGUACAGCAGUUUUAAAGGUUAGGGCUCAAGCAUUCCCUCAGCACCUUCUCUUCUGAAACCUGAGGUCUGGUUUGAACUUGACCACAACAGUUGCUGUGGCCACUGAUGAAAAUACAGCAUCCAAAUGUAUCUUGCAGAAAGAAAAAGAAAAGCAAAUAGAUUUCCAUCUGCAAAAAGCAGUGACAGGAGCAAAGGCAGACAUGCUGUCCUGCAGAUGGGGGGGUUCCUAUACCCUGGCUGCCCCUCCUUGCUGGAUGCUUUGUGUAGGUUUUUCUUUGGGAGGGGUAUUCUUUCCUUCCACAUUUGGAAUUAGUGUGAUUUGGUUUUGUUUCUGCAAGUAAUAUUCUGCCUUAGUUGUGUAAUUUAUCAUCAUUCUCUUUGACUUGCUAUCAACUGCUGGGAUCUUAAGACGAGAAACAGAAGCCCUUAAAAGCAAAAUUGUUUCUAUCUGCUACAGUUUUGGUGGUGGGAAGCUCUCCUUUUGUAUCAGUCAUAUACAGCUGGAGACCUGACUGGGAUUCACUGAACGCUUAGAGAUUUCUCCUGAAGUAUCAGUUGGUUAAAACGUCUCCAUUUAUUUCUGGGUAAAUCUGUUAACUGAGAUGACUUGGCAGCACCCAGGCCAGAUUUUUGGAGGGGGAUGAGACAUUUGCCCCUUGGCAGGCACAUCCUGGUAGGGCAAACACUCCAGCAUUUCUUUCCAGCAAUACUCCAGUGCCAUUGCAUGUCCUUCCCCUGGCCCAGUCCUCCUCUGCUCAGCCACUCUCACAGGGGAAUGCAAAGAUGGAGUCAAUAAUGUCUACAUGGGGGGAAAAAGGGCUGGUAGCCCCACAGUAGAAGAGUCAAAACAAAUCCCCAGCUGGCCUUGCCAUGAAGGAGCAGGUAGAAAAAUCACUCUGGGCUCUUUUCCAAUGAACCGUCCUACUAAACAAUCUGUGAUUUGCUGCUUGCAUGAGGACUUCAGCCUGGACUCUCUCUGUUACCCUUUUCUGCUUGACUUUACUGGUACCUGCGUGGUUUUCCUUUGUAACUUGUUUUCCUCAGCUCCUUCCCCUUCUUUUUCUUUGCUUGCAGCUUUGAUUGUUGAUUUUUACCUCCAGAGUCACAGAGGCCAUCUCUGAUGCCAACAGCAGUCCUCUUGCUGGGAAAACAAAACAAAAAAAAAUCCAGAAAAGCUCCAGCUGGCCCCUUAGCCUGCAGAAGAAAUUGUGAGGACAGGCUGCCCGUGAACUCUGCGAGCUGAAAGUCAGUAUUGCAGUGGCAGGGGCUUCUGCUGCUGAUUUUGCAUGUGACUUCAUUCCCAGUACAUCCUAACUCUCUGCUGGAUCACCCCUUCUGCAGCACGAAAUGGAUAUUGGCCCUGCAGCACGGCUAAUGGGGAAGUAAAAGUAUGAGGAAAACCUGGCAGUGUUGCUUUCUUGAGACUGUGUUACUAUGCUGCUGAUGUCUCUCCUGUCCUGGUUGCUGUUGUACAGGUGCCAUUAGAGUAGUGGGUACAGAAAAAAAAAAGAAAAAAAAAAAAAAAAGUAGGAUUUUACCUAUGCCUUGUGUGUGUCUGUUAUGGUUGUGGUGCCGAAAUAAAGCCAAGCAAUGGUAGAGGUUCGUUCCUGAUAUGAAUCAAACCACAAAAGGAGGUGUCAGCCCACUGGUAGACAUCUCCAUGUAGUUCUGCAGUAGGCAUUGGAUAGGGGUUUCCACUGUGCUUGUGUCCUGUGUACCUCCACAGCUAUUGACAGUAUUUUUUCUAUUACCAGUUCUCCUUCUUCUGGGCCCCUGCCUGGGCCUGAGGGAGUUUGGGUCUUGUCCAAAGGUUUUUUUCUGCCCCAGGAGCCAAUGUAACCCCUGAUUUCAGGCUUUUCUCCCCAAACCCUCUGCAGAUCAGAACAUGGGCCUCCAGGGUGCCCAUUAAAUGCAGUGGCAGCUGGCCCUGAGACUGUCCCCUUCCUAUUUUUAGGGAAACAAACCCCCAGGGAAAGCCAGAUACCUUUCAGCCCCUGGCAAGCAGAGAGAAUAUUGUUCUUUGAAGUGAACUUGGCACUAACUAGUUCAGCUCUAGGGAAACCUGUGCUAUUACUUCAUCCUGUGAUAACAGCUCCAGCCCUGAGCAGCACUGGAUGAGCACCACAUAAAAACAGAUUGACUUUGCCAAUAAGAUCGUGCAGGCUGUAGCCUGUUCCUUUUGCUCUUUCCAAAGAAUCAGGAGAUUCAUCUACUGGCAAAAUGUUUCUAGGCUGAGCCCCAAGGUACAGAAGCAGCUUCCAUUCAUCAUCUGGAAAUUCUCAUUUGACGGGAUUACUUGCAUUCUUGAUCCCAUGUGUAUUUACCCUUUUUGAACUGGGGCUUGAAUGCAUCCCAGAAAUUAGAGAUUAUUCAUGGGAAGGGUGUUUUGCCUUUGUUUUCAUGCUUAUUUACACCAGAAACUUGAUGCUAAGAGUUACACUCAUCCAAGCACAAAGCAGAAGCACACAUGGAGACUACGGUGUCCAAGGAAAACAGCAUCAAGACCGAGAGCGGAGGAUUAGUUGGCAAAUCACUGUCAGCAAAGGCUGAGUGAGGAAACAGCAACCUGCUCACAAGCACGGCAUGAACAGAGUUUCCCCUGGUAAAUCAGUCAUCCCAUAUUUCAUGCCCAGCAACAAGGUUUACACAGUCCCUUUUGUUUUCCCUCAAAUCCCCGCAGCUGGGUCCUGCCUGCCCAUCCUGUCUGCCGGGGUGGUCUGGUCUCUGUGACACACGUGUGUGCAUGUGUACGUGUGUGUGUGUGUGUGUGUGUGUGUGUGUGUGUGUGUGCAUUGUGGCCCUGGGAGUCACAGGUCCCACCACUGAGAGAUCACGAGCUGGUUCAGGUGUUUUGGUCUGACUUUGCACAGUUGGGUCAAAGCUGUGUAAAUAGUGCUCAUAAUAGAGAACAGAGGCUUUUUAGCCCAGACUCUGAUUUUCAAGACCCCCUUUCCCUGCCAAAAUCCAUGCCACUUACCUGUCCAGGUAGCUUUUUUUUUUUUUUUCCUCCUCUUCAUAAAUGCUAAGGUCAGAAGAACAGCUCUUACAGUUUUUCCAUGCUCCAGAGUGGAAUCAGGGCAUGUACGCUCGCAAGCGUUGUGAAAAAACACUGCUGAAAUAAUGAUGACAUCAACUGUCCAAUAAAUGCAUGAUACUGCACUGCAUGUAUUAAACUGCUGUUCACUGUUUCUGUAUUUCCCAAGACUUUUCUUCAUGCGCAUUCAACCCAACCUUUUCUCUGAGGGGCUUACUUCUAUGUUUUGCUUUUAAAUGACUCAGUGUAUCUGUAACUCGAAAUCCAUCAUUAAGUUUGAGUAAAUGCAAAAGCUGAUGUUUUGUAAACAAGAUACUGCAAAGCCUGGUAAUGUAUUUUGUCUUACUGUUGAAUGCUCUGCAGCAUGUAAAGGAAGAGUCACCAUCCAGAGCAGCUUAAAAUUAUGCAGCAGUCACAUACACAUGUCUAGAAACAGGGAGUCGAGGAGGUGAGAGCCCCUUUUUUAAUACAACACUUACAAAUUUGAUCUGCAUCAGAAAUUCUUUCCCUGGGUCACCAACACCCAGGGCUGCCCAAGAAACAUGUUGGUGUGUCUCUUUGUUUUUUCUUUUUUUCUUUUGGUUUGUUUUUCCUAGUGAAAAUUUAGACUGGUUCACUCAAUUCUUAGCACUUUUCUCUUCCUACAAGAUAUUUUUUCUCACCUCUUGCAGAAUGAACUGCAUUUUGGGGACCAAGAUGCUGUGAUUCUUUGCCUGCACAAAACAGGGCGGAGAUCUGAGCUAAACUAUCCCAUCCUUUCCAAAGCAUCACCACCUAAAUACUAGCAUUUAAUCCUUGAACCUCCAAAUAGUAUCACCAUUUAUCCACGGAAGAGUUUGGCGUGGUACUUUGCCUUCUUCCACGUGGAAACCAUGCCCUUGCCUUCUCUUCCCUUAAUCAUUGACCCAUUUUCAUUUGUUCUGGUCUUUCCAAGGCAGGGUACAGGAUGGCUCCAUGGUGCUUAUAUUAGCUCCAGCCCAAACCUCUUGUGGGCAUCACCAGGGCAUUGGUCCCAGGUCCUGAGUGGCUGCUGUGUCGAAGAUGCUCAAGUUCCCAACACUCAAAGCUGAACCAUCUGAAAGGACUGGGAAGUUGCUCUGGGUUCCUGGCAAGGGCAUACCAAGGAGCAGGGCUGGAGGGCAAGCACCAUGGGGGUGGCAUAGUCCUUGGAAAUUAUGCAAGGGACUGCUCCAUGGUGGCCAAAAGCACCAAGAAGUCUUGAGCCCACCUUAAGGCUGGUGCUUAGCUAAGAUGCUGUGCCAUCGCUGAAGCACUAUAUGGCAGCACGAAAAAAACAUCACUAAUAAUGGUUGUAACUCAGCCUGAAUUCAGAUUGCUGGGGCAGGCAGCACCUGGUGCAAGGCUCCAUGAGGAGAUGGAUUGUGUGCUGUGAUGGGUGAGAGCUCCUAGGGGGGUUUGCUCGGAGCAGCUCUGAGCUUUUCCAUCUACCAUCUUGCAUCCCCUGAGCCCAGCGUGGCAUCACACAUGCUAUGUCUUACUAGAUCAAGCUGUAGCAUGAUCCCCAAAGUGAACAGCGUGGAAGGGUUGCAGCUGAGUCAGAGAUAAUGGUGCGACUCAUGUUUCUGGUCACCACAACAUCAGUGACCUGCUGUAGGUUGGCCUCAAGUUAAGAAACAAUAUUUUGGUCUGUUUGGGCCUUUUUUAAGCUAGAUCUUUUAUUUGAGUCAGCAAACAAUAAAAAAAAACCUAGUCUGCCAGGAAUAGUGACUCCCCAAAUACACCCAACUGCAAAACAUCCCUCGGUUGACUUCUAAUGAAAAUGCAAGCAUGUUUUCUACAAAGGCUUAAAUCUUAAUCAAGGAAUGUCAGUGUGCCUAAUAUUGCAGGUCUUGUGAUUGAUACAAGUUCAUAACAGCAUCCAUGUCCAAAAAGAAGGGAGAAUGUGUAUUUACUCCAUGCAUGUAUUAAGGCAUCGCAAAAGUUUUAUCUGCGUAAUGAGUUUGUAGUACUGCAAAUUGUUAAUGGGGCUACAUCGCAAGUGGUUCUCUGCCUUGACAAUCAUGUAUACAUAUCGAGAUUUCUAUCAUAAUGACAACUUAAAGGGAUGACUAAUUGUUUUCCUCCAAUAAAUCCAAUUAAAUCA
Messenger RNA from Myiozetetes cayanensis, 9187 nucleotides. RefSeq names its product calcium/calmodulin dependent protein kinase ID (gene CAMK1D). Bases 149 to 1330 code for a protein of 393 amino acids. Gene Ontology annotation, molecular function: ATP binding; calcium/calmodulin-dependent protein kinase activity; calmodulin binding. Gene Ontology annotation, cellular component: intracellular anatomical structure. NCBI's taxonomy places the organism in Eukaryota, Metazoa, Chordata, Aves, Passeriformes, Tyrannidae. The transcript has 11 exons. Gene Ontology annotation, biological process: peptidyl-serine phosphorylation. The record is from RefSeq and is a predicted model, not a curated record.